This is a messenger RNA of Anopheles merus, 478 nucleotides long. RefSeq names its product trafficking protein particle complex subunit 6b (gene Trs33). The record is from RefSeq and is a predicted model, not a curated record. The coding region runs from base 14 to 478 and encodes 154 amino acids. Gene Ontology annotation, cellular component: trans-Golgi network; cis-Golgi network; TRAPP complex. The transcript is spliced from 3 exons. NCBI's taxonomy places the organism in Eukaryota, Metazoa, Arthropoda, Insecta, Diptera, Culicidae. Gene Ontology annotation, biological process: endoplasmic reticulum to Golgi vesicle-mediated transport; regulation of GTPase activity.
CCAAUUCAACCCGAUGGCGGAGGAAGCAAUAUUCGAGUUUUUACACUCGGAAAUAGUGAACUACACGCUGUCGAAAGAAAACAGUAAGGAAAAUGAUCUCUCUACGCUCGAAUACAUCGGGUUCACCACGGGGUACAGAAUCAUCGAACGCUUGACGCGGGAGUGGCCCCGGUUUAAGGACGAGCUGGAUACGAUGAAGUUUAUUUGUACCGACUUUUGGAGCUCAAUCUACCGGAAACAGAUCGACAACUUGCGCACCAAUCACCAGGGGGUGUACGUGCUGCAGGACAAUGCAUUCCGCUUUCUAACCCGUCUGUCGUCCGGCUCGCAGUAUCUUGAACAUGCUCCAAAGUUUGUGGCGUUCACCUGCGGAUUAGUGCGGGGCGGUUUGGCUAAUCUCGGCAUCACGAGCACGGUCACAGCGGAAGUGCAGACAAUGCCGUCGUGUAAGUUUCACAUUCAAGUCAAUCGAACAUAG